AUGGCGCCCAAACGAGGCCAGUCGAUCGAAGGCUCGGAAGAACGCGAUGAGUUUUUGAAAGAGCUUGCCGCAUAUCACGAAAAGCGCGGGUAAGAGGACAAUCGCGCCUGCUUGUUGGAAUGUAGCUACAGCACUGACACGCUUCCUCUCCAGCACCAGUCUCGACCCAGAGCCUAAAGUCGGCAUCCGACACAUCGACCUUUUCAAGCUUUACAGGCGCGUAGUGGAUGAGGGCGGUUAUGAUCUCGUGUCCGACACAAAAGCAAAGCCGUUGAUGUGGCGCAAAUUUGCCGAAGAGUUCAUUGGCAAGAAUCAAUACACAGCAGCGCAGGCGUUCCAAAUCAAGAACGUCUACUACAAGAACCUUUGCGCAUACGAGAUAAGCAAUCACUGGCAGAAAGAGCCGCCGCCAAAGGAGAUACUCGAGGACGUUACGGCCAAGGGUGGGAACGUCAUGACGCGUACGUUGGACAAUUACGAGCGUCCCAAGCCCAGAGAGCAAGAGAAUCUGCAGAACGGCGAAGAAGGAGAGGAGGAAGUCGAGCAGAAGACACCGAAAGAGGAGAAGACAGAAGGUGGAGAGGAUCCUGGCAGCGCAACGGGACGAUCGACAAGAGGUUUGAGACAGCAACCUCCGCAGCGAGUGCUGUUCCAGCCGGACCUUACAUCGGCACGUCAGACCAGAGGUCAGAACCCUUCAGCUUCACAUGCCUCGCCCACGCCCCAUUCUGGCAUAAAUGGCGUUGUGAACGCUUCGUCCCUCAGCAACGGCGCCUCCUCCACACUGGCAUCAUACGAGCCCUCUCAGGCGUAUCCGCUGUCCCUGAAGCCCGUCAUUACGCCCGCAAACAAUCCAGACUUCUACCACAAUGAGCGCAAACGGAAGUUGGAAGCCAACUCCGGUCCUUUGGCUAGGAAGUACAGGAACAUCAUGUUGCCCGGGACCGGGUUUAUCGGUCCAAACAUAUACGUGCGCGCACAGCUUGCCCUACAAAGCGGCAUCCCGGACGAAGAGCGAUAUGCACUACAUCACCUUGUCAAAAUCAGCCACGAAAGAGGCGACAAGUACCGAUUCGACCAGUUUCCUGGACUCGCGGACGCGCUCGCCAAGAAGAUCUUGCAAGUGACAAGUCUUUUCUAUGACAUCGAUUGGGACAUCAUGUACGAUGAGGAAUACUUCGCUGGCGACGACGAAACUCUAAACGGACUGGACGGAACCCCGGAUAUUGUUCAGAGACUCAGAUCGCACAUUCCCAUCAUCUCUGACGAUACUGUAUUGGACGCAGAUUUUCUCACUCGGCUUGACAGAAUCACGGGAGCAAGUCUGGUUGUGCGCAACAUGUCUUUGCAGGACGAGAAUGCAGCAUAUCUGGCCCGUCUGCCGCUAAUGCGGGAUCUCAUCGCCGUUGUGCUUCACCUUCCACACCAUGCUAGUAUCACGGAGCUACGCCAUUACGUGCUCGAAAUUGCGGAGCAAAUGCUCAAAUUUCUGGACAUAGGUUCGCAAGAUGCGUUAUAUCAGGGUUUGAUAGAGCAGGCUAGUGGCUUGGAUAGAGGCGCUGUCACCACGGCGUUCCGCGCACUCGCCAGGAUUGCCAUGACCCAUCCGGAGCCGAAACGGCUUGAUGAGGUGCCCGUGCAUCUACUUCGGCAUGCUCAGGAAUAUCUGCUCAUCGAUGACGAGGAGUUACGGUCAGCGUGCUUAGAUUUUCUCGGCACUUACACCUCGUUCAGCGACAAUGUCGAGAACCUCAUCAGGUCCACCAAUGUUGAAGCACUGGCCAAUCACCUCAGUCGGCUGGUCACUUCCACAGCCAAGGAACAGAAAGAAUUUCGCUUUCCCAAGCGUCGAGAGCCGGAAGCAGGUUUUGUGCCCGUACCUCGCCUGUCCAAAAGCUUGGUUGAGGCCUUGUUGAAGAUGGAAGAGCCGGAGCGAUCUUCAGAGUGGCUGCGGAUGUGCUUCUUGGCGGACCCCAACGCGGAGAUGACACAGAUUUCCCUUUGGCAGGCAUAUCAGGGGACAUUCGCGCCAUAUCACGGCACUCAUCCCCACUUGAUUGCCGGCGACUUCAUUAAAAACGUGAGCAGCACCUUUCAAGGCGCCACAGCCCAGGUCGCCGGCUCGAACAAGUAUGUCAUAAGAGGCAUCAAGUCUCGGAAGGUUCCAAUCGAUACGGGCACGUUGGCGGGCUCAAAGGCCACAGACAAGGGCAAGGAACUGUGUCGGUGUCACUGGAAGAUGACCGUUCCCGUGGAAGGCAGUAGAGACCCCGUCACGGGUCUCACGUCGGCGCCAAAAACUCGUGAGGUCGAAUGUGCAGAGUGGUUCAGGAAUGGUGAGGAUAUGCUCCAACACAUCUUGCACAACCAUUUGCAGCUCCCGAGGAAGUCAGGCGACGUUGCAGACGGAGACAAGAUGGACAUCGAUUCUCGGCCGUCUCGCGCUUCUUCUACGCUCUCGAACGGCAUGGCGAACGGACAUGCAACGCGGGAAACUUUCGACUUUGAAUCUGCAGACAAGGCCACAUAUCGAUGUCGGUGGGCCCAAUGCGAUCGAACAUCUACCAACUUCGCUACAGGCGGCGUACCUCGGACACUACUCUUCGCGCGGCAUAUAGAGACGCACCUGCCCGAGACAGAGGCGUCACGAUCGAAGCACAACCUCAAGCCAGAUGAGGCGGCGGCAUCCAAGCCGAUCGAGCACAUGCGGCUCACGAUGUUGGAGGACGAGCGAGGCGACGCUACCGGAGUGCCAUUGCGAGCAGUACUGGUGCUGAGGAACAUAGCGCGCUUCAUGCCGCGGCGCUUGGAGAUCGUCAAGGGGGCAAAUGCCAUCAAGAGCGGGCACAAGCAAGAAUCCGACAAGACUGAUCUCGUCGAAAGCGUAUUUGACGGCGAGGUGCGAGAUCGUCUGUUCUAUGCCAUGUCGUACAGCAAGACCAUCCGAGACUAUGUCGGCGCCGUGUUCAGGGCGAUCAAGCUGAGCGAAAAGUAG
Molecule: messenger RNA, 2995 nt
Organism: Lecanosticta acicola
Lineage: Eukaryota; Fungi; Ascomycota; Dothideomycetes; Mycosphaerellales; Mycosphaerellaceae
Source: the annotation of a GenBank genome assembly